Molecule: messenger RNA, 1290 nt
Organism: Emericellopsis cladophorae
Lineage: Eukaryota; Fungi; Ascomycota; Sordariomycetes; Hypocreales; Bionectriaceae
Product: DNA repair Rad9
Exons: 6
Coding region: 1-1290 (429 amino acids)
Biological process (GO): DNA repair; DNA replication checkpoint signaling; cellular response to ionizing radiation
Cellular component (GO): checkpoint clamp complex
Source: RefSeq, a predicted model, not a curated record
AUGGCGAUUUUGAACUUCACUCUGAGCGAGGAAGGCGUCACUGCUCUCCGGGACGCCCUCAUCUGCCUCAGCAAGUUUAGUGACGAUGUUUCGCUCGAAGCUCGCAAGGACUCGUUCACGUUGACCACGCUCAAUGUCACCAAGUCAGCCUAUGCAAGCUUCAAGUUCGGGCCCGGCAAAUUUUUCUCGCGGUACUCUUUUCAAGGAACGGGGCCGUACCGCGAGAAGUUCUACUGCACACUGUUCAUUAGGUCUCUCAUCUCCAUCUUCCGAAGUCGCACCAGUGUAGACACGCAGCGCGACGUCGAGAGGCACACGGUCAUCGAAAAGUGCGACGUGGCGGUUGAGGACGGUGAAGGAAUUUCCAGUCGCUUCAUUGCGCGAAUCGUCUUCAGGAAUGGCCUCACCAGCACGCAUCGCCUGCCCUUCGAGGUCGCGGUGCCGGUGCACGCAAAGUUCAAUAAGAGCGACUCUCCGCACCAUUGGGUCAUUGCCUCACGGACACUGCGCCAGCUCAUGGACCACUUUGGACCGGGCAUAGACUUGCUGGACAUUAACACAGAUGGGGACCAUGUAAAUUUUACGUGCUUCAGCGAGAAGACAGUCUCAGAGGAUGCUGUUCUCAAGAAGCCGCUGCAGACAUCCAUUGCUGUCGAGGCCGACGAGUUCGACGACAUUGAUGUUGAAGACAAACUGCAUAUCGUUAUUUCCGUCAAAGACUUCAGAGCAAUCAUCCAGCAUGCUGGAAUUACCGGAAACGUCAUCUCAGCCCGCUACUCACUCCCAGCCCGCCCGAUCCAGUUCUCCUAUGGCAGCGAGGCUAUCAGUUGUGAAUUUCUGGUCAUGACUGUCGCCCCCUCGGAGGCGCCAGGCCAGGACGCCCAGCAGAUGCCACCUCCACCACCGGCUUCAAGGAGACCGCCGAAUUUGACACCUCAGAUGUCAGCUCCUCGUGCAAGUGCUUCUCGACUCGGUGCGUUCGAUCUCCGCCCGACGCAACAAGCACCUCCACCAGCGACGCACAACUCGGAAAGCCUCUUCGUAGAUGAAGAAAGCUGGGAGCCAAUGAGGGACGAGGAAGAAGAGGAAGAUAACGCCAGGUUGGAAUGGGAUCACAGUGCUGAAACGAACCCCGCCGAGUUGCGAAUGAAGAGUAUGAUGCAUCAAACCGCGCAGCCAGCCCCCGACGCGAAUACCGAAGACGCUGCAAGCGCAAACCUCGAGUCGCAGGCCCUUGAGCCGACCCAAAACAUGUCGGAGGUCCAGAACUUGGCUUUGUUUCCCGACUAA